AUGCCGGGGAGGAUGGAUGUGGAGGGAUUGGAUCAUGCCUCUACUGUCGCCCCUGUGAAUCCCUUGGCACACUUUCCGAAAUACUGGAAAGGCCACUAUGAGGAUGUGGAGCUACGCUUUUGUCUGCCGGAUAUUAAGCGAAUUAUGGAGUGGCAAGGGAUUUCGGAAUCUGCUUUGGAAAGGAUCCUGGCCACUUCUGGGGUGGAUGCUUCCGGUGCUCCAAAACUUUCGCUAUUCGUGACCGUCUAUGUUUUCGACAAGAAUGUGACUUCACUACUACAAUCCCAGCGUCGUCUCGAGGCCAAAAUUCGCGAGCAAAAGCACCUAGCUUUUGACGAUCAACUGGAAAGCAAGACCUAUUGGAAUCUGCCCUUCAAUCAAGUGAUCAAGCGUCAGGCCGGAUACCAUCAGCCGUGUGGUCACAGCUCUAAAGCAAAAUGGACGAAGAAAUUGGAGUUUGAAAGCGGAAACGGGCGAAAAGGGCCAAAGUUGGAAAAGUUAGAAGGCGGAGGUAAUUGCUAUGCGGUUGGUGGCCAAGUGAAGGUCCUUGAGGAAUUUUCCGGUGAUUUCUCCAUCUAUCUGGAAAUCCGAAACUCGGCCAACAAGCGAGCCGUCCCCGAGAGCUGCCAAAAUCAGGGUGCUGAUGGCUGUGGGGGAUUUGGAUCUUGCCUCUACUGCCACGCCUGCCAAGCCUUCAGCGAUGUCCAAGGUGUCCGAGCGGAGCUUCAGUUGGAUGGAAAGGCUAUGAAGUGUUCGGACGGCCUUAAAAAAGGCGUCUACGAGAACCUUCGCCUCGUCUUCUGCCUCCCAAAAAUUGACGAGAUUCUGAAGUCCCAGGGGCUCAACCAGGAUCAAUUUUUGCAGCUGUUGGGCAGCGAGCAGAUGCAAACGCAGCAGAGGAUCGAGUCAGUCUAUAAGAAGACGAAGAAGAGCUUCUUCAAGGACGAGCCCCUCCCCGCCGACGUCUAUUGGAGCUUGCCGUUUAACAAGAUGAUCAAGGAGCAGAGCACCUAUGUGGCCUGCCACAAGAUUUAUGGAAAUAUUAAAAUUAACAAG
Messenger RNA from Mesorhabditis spiculigera, 1056 nucleotides. Lineage: Eukaryota; Metazoa; Nematoda; Chromadorea; Rhabditida; Rhabditidae. The record is from the annotation of a GenBank genome assembly.